UUAAGCUUCGUCGUCUGUAUACUCUGAGCAACGCUCGCAGCGAGAGAUCCGAAAGGGAGGCCGACAUCGCUCAUCGUGGGAGGCUAAACGACCACUUCGCUCUCACACUUCCAUCCCAACAUCACGACUUCGCUCACACUUCGCUAGAGCUUGUUUCUCUUGGUAUGGGUGGUGAUAAUGGCGGAGAUGAACAUGAUGGACGAGAUAAUGAUAUUGUAUUGUUUGGGACAGUGAUUGCUACAGUGCUUUUUUUGCGGAAUAGACUUGCGGAUUCCAAUACUAGAUUGUCAUGUAGAACAUCUGAUGUUGGGGAAGAUGAUUUGCAUGAUGACAGACCAUUGGCUCGCGUGCGCGAUAAAAUUGGCGAUAAACUUUUUGUUAGGAAGCAGAGGAAGAAGAAGAGGGAGCUCAAGGAGGCUUUUGAAUUUGCCGAUAUGUCAAGGAAAAGGAAAGAUAAAAUGGCUACAUAUAAGGGUAGUGAGAAUGAGAGAGUUAAAUGGGAUGAUGCGAAUACUCGUGUUUUGGUGGAGAUGUGUGUUGCUGUUAUGAAAGCUGCUAAGCGAGUCCCUGGUUCUCGAAUCCCAAAACUAGAGUGGGAAGAACUUGUGGUCCAAUUUAAUGCCAAAACUGGACUUAGCUACCAAAAAAAGUCGUUAAAAAGUAAAUGGGAUUUGCUAAGAAAGGACUGGACAUUAUGGGCAAAAAUGACUGCUAGGGAUACAGAUAUUGGGUGGAAUGACAGCAAGCAAACAAUAGAUGCAAGUGAUGAAUGGUGGGAAGAAAGAAUAAAGGAGAACAAAGAAUAUGCCAAGUUCUAUAAACAUGGGUUCAAACAUAAGGCAGACCUUGAAUUUUGUUUUACAGGUGCAUAUGCUAGUGGAUCAGCCCAAUUGGCACCUUCAAGUGGAUACAUACCAACUCCAAAGUACUCUGUUGGUGAGGGUACUCAGAAUACCCAACCUGAGGAUGGCUUGGGGACUGGGUUUGGAGAGGACGGAUAUGUGCCGGAGCCAUGCAACCCCUGCACUGAUCCACCCAAUGUUGUCAACCUUGGAGAAUCACCAGAAAGAGUCAUAGAAGCUGAUGAUAUUUCUUCAGCAAGUUCGCCAACUAAGGGUGUUCCAGUGACACCAUCACACACUUCUGGAUCAAUGCGGAAGGGGUCCUUUGAAGGGUCUGUGAACCGAAGUUCAAGUAAGAAGCGAACAGUGACCAGAUCAGAUGAACAUGAGACUAUGGUCAAUACUACAACUCUGGCAAUGGAUAUACUGAGGAACAUGAGGAGGGAUGGCUCCAUUUCUGAUGAUUUGUAUCUCUUCGCGGCUGAACUUUUCGAAGAUGAUCAUGCAAAGGAGAUUUUCAUCAAUUGUGAGCCGGAUCUGCGAUUGUUGUACCUGGAAAGGAAAUACUCCCAAAACAUGAACAAGACGGACUUGGGUGGCUUGUGAUCUGAUUAGAAUUCUGAAUACAUAUUCUGUUGACUUCUAACUUAUGUUUGGGGAUCCAGGCUGGGAUGGUUUGAUAAAAACUCUGUUUUGUGUACUUAUGUAUGAGAGAAUUUGACUCCUCUGUUGGAUGGUUUGAAUGUUAUAUGGUUUCCAGAUCAUUUUAUUGUCCAGUUUAUUUAAGUUUAGAAUUAGA
This is a messenger RNA of Tripterygium wilfordii, 1641 nucleotides long. Its product is annotated as L10-interacting MYB domain-containing protein-like. The record is from RefSeq and is a predicted model, not a curated record. NCBI's taxonomy places the organism in Eukaryota, Viridiplantae, Streptophyta, Magnoliopsida, Celastrales, Celastraceae. The transcript has 5 exons. The coding region runs from base 165 to 1448 and encodes 427 amino acids.